This is a messenger RNA of Salmo salar (Atlantic salmon), 2714 nucleotides long. It is a transcript of the gene wnt1, whose product is annotated as wingless-type MMTV integration site family, member 1. The record is from RefSeq and is a predicted model, not a curated record. Gene Ontology annotation, molecular function: cytokine activity; frizzled binding. Gene Ontology annotation, biological process: multicellular organism development; cell fate commitment; neuron differentiation. Lineage: Eukaryota; Metazoa; Chordata; Actinopteri; Salmoniformes; Salmonidae. Gene Ontology annotation, cellular component: extracellular region.
UGUGCGCACUCACAGUCACAGCAAAUCUCCACACACAGACACACACAUCUCAGUGUUUUGACUUGAGAGGGACCUUAUUCAGGAAGACAAACUGGAUGUGGAAGACAGAGCAUGAGUCAGCAUUCAUUUCCCUCAUUUCCAAGGAAUCGAUGGAUUCUUUGAUUACCGUGAGAUUCAGUUAGUAAUAUGUGCAAUUUACACUGGUGGAUUGCCCUGGCAAAAAAAUUUUCUUCCUUUCUCAUCUGUUCUGUCCGGUUUUGUUUUCUUUAUUCAUUGUGCCCUAUGAAGAGAAUUAACUAUCCCUCCUUCCAAUCCUUUUGAAAAAGGGGGGCAGAAAAAAAAACAGGGAGAUGAGAGCAGCAAAUCCCUUUUUCAUUCCUCUUGUAGUGCUCAAUAAGAGAAGAAUGUGUCGCCUAUCACUCACGGAGGGGAUCAAGUCUUCGGGACUGUCCCACGCGCUCAAUGCGCUGCUGUGCAGAGCAGAGAUAGACAGAGAGAGCACGUGAAGAGAACAGCAGCAGCAGCGUCCAGCAGCCUAGACUGAAAAGACACUACAUAGGAGGACUCAUUUAGCAACCUGUUUCCUCUGUCUGACAGUCUCCUCACCAGAUUCAUUUCAGGCAAUUGCUAUAAGACAAGGCUCCUCGUUGCUUUUUCACCUCUAAAGUCCCUCUCUUUGGAAUGUGGUGUGACACAAUGAGGAUCCUCGCACUGCUUCUGGGGGUGAAAGCCGCGUGCAUCCUGCUGGUUUCCUCGCUCUCAGGCACGGUAGCAGUCAACAAUAGCGGCCGGUGGUGGGGGAUUGUGAAUGUGGCCUCCUCUGCCAACCUCCUCACCAACUCCAAGAACGUCCAGUUGGUCCUGGACCCUAGCUUGGCCCUGCUGAGCCGUCGCCAGCGCCGCCUCAUCCGCCAGAACCCGGGGAUCCUCCACGCUAUCGCAGCCGGCCUGCAUACUGCCAUCCAGGAGUGCAAAUGGCAGUUCAGGAACCGCCGCUGGAACUGCCCGACCACCCACAGCCCGGCAAUAUUUGGCAAAAUCGUCAACCGUGGUUGCCGAGAGACGGCGUUUGUGUUUGCGAUCACGAGUGCGGGGGUGACCCAUGCGGUGGCCCGCUCCUGCUCUGAGGGGGCCAUUGAGUCCUGCACCUGUGACUACCGUCGCCGGGGGCCUGGGGGCCCUGACUGGCACUGGGGCGGCUGCAGCGACAACGUGGACUUUGGCCGGAUGUUCAGCCGGGAGUUUGUGGACUCCAGCGAGAGAGGAAGGGAUCUCCGAUACCUCAACAACCUACACAACAACGAGGCAGGGAGAAUGACAGUGUCGUCAGAGAUGCGACAGGAGUGUAAAUGCCAUGGCAUGUCAGGAUCAUGCGUCGUGCGUACCUGCUGGAUGCGUCUACCCAGCUUCCGCGCCGUGGGGGACUUCCUGAAGGACCGCUUCGACGGAGCCUCCCGGGUCGUCUACGCCAACAAGGGCUCCAACCGCGCCUCUCACCGCGCCGACCCACGCCAUCUCGAACCCGAGAACCCCGCCCACAAACCCCCAUCGUCCAGAGACCUGGUCUACUUCGAGAAGUCGCCCAACUUCUGCUCCUACAACGGCAAGACGGGUACCCACGGUACCUCUGGGAGGAACUGUAACAGCUCGUCUCCGGCGCUGGACGGGUGUGAGCUCCUGUGUUGCGGUAGAGGGUUCAAGACCCAGACUGAGAAGGUCACUGAGAGGUGUCACUGUACGUUCCACUGGUGCUGCCAUGUCAGCUGCCUCAACUGCACCAGCACACAGACGUUACACCAGUGCCUCUGAUCAGGGGUGAACCAGGAGGACAGGGAUGGGGAGGUGAAGAUGAGCUGGUUCUUUGGGCAGGUGGUGUGUAGAUAGAGGAAUAGGGUUCUGUGGGUUGGCGUGGUAGAUAGGGGAAGGGCUAACUCUAUAAAGGGGCAAUUGGAGGGUGAAAAAAAGUGAAUACCGGGAGUACUAGAUUUGAAUCAAAGUACUAGAUUUGAAUCAAAGUACUAGAUUUGAAUCAAAGUACUAGAUUUGAAUCAAAGCACUAGAUUUGAAUCAAUGUUUUUGAGGAAGAAAGAAGAGAGAAAAGCACAACUAUGACUACAGGGUGUAGAAAGAGGGCGGGUGUGUUGUGUGUGAACAUGUGUGCUUACGUGUGCUUGCUACUGACACUGUGGUAACGUGAGAGUAUGUAAGUGUGCUUACUGGGUAUUUAAAAUGUUGUAGCUAUCCAACCAUGUAGAAUGGAAUGGAAACCAAUCCUCUCUAUGGCUUCCCAGCACGAGUAACAAGACCAGAGGCAGCUUAGGUAAAAGGAAGUAGUUAAACAGGAAAUAGAAUUGUGGCAAGGAAUAAGCAAACAAAAUUAGUCAGAGAGACGCUGGGAUUUAAGGCUUUUGCCCUCUCUGACCUUACAAGAUACAGUUAGUCUCUCUGUUCUCUCCACCUCUUCCCUCUACAGCAAGAGAUAGGAGUGUGGGUAGUGGAGAGAGGAGUGAUGGGAGAGGAGGAGAGAGAAGUGAGGGGAGAGGAGGAGAGAGAAGUGAGGGGAGAGGAGGGGAGAUGCGAGGAGGGGACAGGAGUAACAGUUACCGGGCAAUGUCAGACAGAUGUCUCUGUGGCGGGAAAAACACAAGCAUGGUCUCUCAUAAACCGGUGAAGAACUUUAACAAGAGGGUGGUUAUUUUAAACAUCACAGUCCC